Messenger RNA from Solanum tuberosum (potato), 1239 nucleotides. RefSeq names its product rhodanese-like/PpiC domain-containing protein 12, chloroplastic. Gene Ontology annotation, molecular function: peptidyl-prolyl cis-trans isomerase activity. The transcript has 8 exons. Lineage: Eukaryota; Viridiplantae; Streptophyta; Magnoliopsida; Solanales; Solanaceae. Bases 69 to 974 code for a protein of 301 amino acids. The record is from RefSeq and is a predicted model, not a curated record.
AUAUUUCAAGAAAAAUUGCAUAAAAUUGAUUUCAAUUUGCAUUCCAUAUUUCUCAAAAAUCCCAAAAAAUGUUGAGAAUUUCUUAUUCUUCUUUGCAUAUUCCCUCAAUUUGUGGAGCACCAGUUAAUUUCGUUCUCUCUUUCUUGAAUCCAUCUUCUCGUAAAGUAUCAAACUUCACUCGCUUAGCUUUACUUCACUCGACAACCCUUUUCCCCAAUUCACGUAAUUUCCAGUUUCCCACCUUCAAAAGGGUGUCAACAAUGAUGGGUCGUAGUCAUUCUUGUUCGAGAGUAAUUACAGCUUCAUAUAGUGCUGGGAGUGGUACUGGAGGCAGUUCUGGAGGUGAUCGGGAGAUAUUGGUACAGCAUUUACUUGUCAAAGAAGACGAUCAGAAGCUUCUACUGGACCUUCAGAAAAGAACUGCUGAAGGAGAGGAUCUAAGUGAUCUGGCCGUUGAGUAUUCUAUGUGUCCAUCAAAAGAAGAUGGGGGAAUGCUGGGCUGGGUGAGAAAAGGGCAAAUGGUGCCAGAAUUUGAAGAAGCUGCAUUUGGUGCACCUCUGAAUAAGGUUGUAAAGUGCAAAACUAAGUUUGGGUGGCAUUUGUUGCAAGUUCUAUCUGAGAGGGAGGAAUCUGUACUUGAACACAUCCAGCCGAACGAGUUUCAUGUGAGGUUGCAAGAUCCCUCUUUCCUGGAAGAGGCUCAAUUGAUUGAUGUUCGGGAACCAGAGGAAGUGGCCCAGGCUUCUGUACCAGGAUUUCAGGUUCUUCCUCUUCGCCAAUUUGGAGUCUGGGGACCAGAAAUAACUACUAAGUUCGAUCCUCAGAAGGACACUUAUGUGUUGUGUCACCAUGGCAUGAGGUCACUACAAGUCGCCAAGUGGUUGCAGACACAGGGAUUCAGGAAAGUAUUUAACGUGGCCGGAGGAAUCCAUGAAUAUGCUGUCAAAGUUGAUCCAUCGAUCCCAACUUAUUGAAGCGGGUACUCUUCGUGUCCCUGCUCUUUCCCCUGCCCCGCCUCCCGGUGACAGAGCUAAGUUUGGACAAAACCAUUUUGUUUUCGAUUUGUCCUACAAUUUUGACUCAAACAUCAAUGUGAAUGGUUGAUGUCAGGACAUCUUUUGUAUGCUAUCUCUGUAUUUCCAACAUGCCUCAAGCAUCAAAUCAUACAAUUUGCUAGGGUUUUCACCAUAUUAGAGAUAACACAAUGCAUAAUUUUAAAAAAUUCUCCAUAUUUUGAAA